AAGCACCCUUUAAGGACCAAUGUACCCAAAUAGCUCAUGGAAGAAAAAAAUCAAACCAGAACAUCCUUGGUUUCCAGGCUACCGAAAUAUGGAACGAAAACUUUAGGGAGUGUCUUACAACCUGUGCCCAACGGGACGGCCCUUAACUUAGCAGGGAGUCAUGGGGGCAAAAAUUUCGCCAAGCACAAUGGCACUGGCCAUGUGUCUUCCUUCUCUUUCAACUGGAAAAAAUCUAACAGAUAUCAGCUUAACGAUCAAAAUGAGAGAGAGGCCAACUCUAAACGCAACUGCAAUGAAAAAUUAAUCGAUUCUGAGAAGUAUCCUCAAUCUCAAGGAGCAUUGGGCAACGAUGAGCUCAGGGUGGGUUUGAACAGUCCCGCUUCGGUUGCGUCGAAAGCAGCAAAGCAAACCAAUAUGUUUGUAUCUUCUACCGAGGACUUAAACCCAAAGUCUUUACCUGGACUCUCUGGUUCAGCUAAAUUCACCAAAGGUACCCUGCCAGGAAGGACCUCAUAUUCUGGACUCAAUGCUCCAAGAUCAAAUUUAAAUGGAUUUUAUGGAAAUAGGCCAGUGGUAGGUUUGCAGAGACCUAGAGCUAAUUCCAGUGCCACAAGGACAAGUUCAGGAGAAAGCCUAGCACAAUCUACAGACAAUAGCAAGGCUUUUUCCUGUGAAAAAAUGGUAAGAUCACAAAGUUUUUCACAUUCCAUUCAGAAUUCUUUCCUUCCCACUGCAUCUCUAACCAGGUCACAUUCCUUUAAUAAAGCUGUGGAUCUUACAAGGCCUUAUCAUAGUCAAAAUCUGGCUGCCAGGACGUCUCAGAGGUCUACUUUGCUGUCAAGAAACGCGUGUCAGUUGGAUGUACCCAAUGGAAAUGAACCGAUGAAGUAUGGGUUUACCAGACCGUACUCUGGUGUGGCAGCUCCUUGUUCCAAGAAACCCCCACUGUCAAAUGGAUCUGGGUCAGCACCUUCCUUUGGAUACAGAUUAAGUCGUCCUUCUCUGCUCAAGCCUACCAGGCAGCGCUUUGCUGGGAAUACUGCUGUGGAUGGCAGCAAAAGUACCUCUCCUGACACACAUGCCGUGGAGAGCUCUGAAAUUUCAACAAAUAUUAACAGAGCAGUUGAGAAAAACAGUAUUAUAGAGAGCAGUGCUCAAAGAACAGGAUCUGAUGAGGGCCUGCAUGAAAGUCUGGGAAAACAUGGGUCAAAAGUCAUGUGUAUGAGUGAUGAUGGAGAUGAAAUAUCUAUAUCUUCUUUGUCGUCCUCUGAGAAGAAUGAUUUGAGUGAAGAUUUCAGUGAUGACUUCAUAGAUAUAGAAGAUGCAAACAGAACUAUACAAAUACAGCAGAAGGAGAGCUGCCUGCAGGAAUUAGAGCACGGGAGCAUCACGUCCAUUGAGCCGUUCACGUCCCUCAAGGAAAGUGGAGGAUCUCGCUGUAAUGCUGAUGAGUGGCUUGAUAUAAAUGUGUCUGCAGUGGAUGACAACAGCGAAAGCACAAAACAUACUACCGAGAAUGUCAUUUCUUCAGAGAUGAACUAUAGAGCUGGGUCCUCUUUUGAGCUUUCUCCAUCUGACAGUUCUGAUGGCACAUAUAUGUGGGAUGAAGAAGGGUUGGAACCUAUAGGAAGCGUCCAUCCAUGUGGAAGUUACGACUCUUCGGAGAUGAACAGCAUAGAUAUCUUGAAUAAUCUUGAUUCAUGUGAUCUUGAAGAUGAUGACCUUAUGCUUGAUGUGGACCUGCCUGAGGACCCACCUCGUGACAAAGAGGAAUGUGAAAAUAUGAGCCGUUAUGAUAGACAAGACAGAAAUGCUAGACAACAUCAGGAAGGAUUCUGGAAAAGAGCACCACAGCAGCGAUGGAAUGCACAGGAUCACUAUCAUCUCGGCCAUACUGAUCAUUAUAUCCAUGGUAAAAAUGAUUUGAACAGGGGAUCAAACUACCGGGAAUCUCCUGUUGGUCACUUGGAAAGCUACGGAGCACCCAAUUUGUACCAGGCUCCCCGCCAGCUGGGGGGUUUACCGGAGAAUACUGUGAUGCUGGAUGAAAUGACCCUGCGGCACAUGGUCCAGGACUGCACAGCUGUCAAAACUCAGCUCUUGAAGCUCAAGAGGUUACUGCACCAGAAUGAUGACAAUGUGUCGCUCCAGGACGUCAACCUCUCAGUUCCAUCAAGUCCAGAACCACAAGAACCUGAGUCCACUUUUAAGAUGGAUGAUCUGCUGAAUGAGAUCAGGCAGCUCAAAGAUGAACUGAAGAAAAAGGAUGAAACAAUCAGCCAAUUAGAGCAUCAGCUUGCCACUAGAUGUAACUGCCAGAAAGACAGUCAAAAACCUGCAGGGGCAUCGCGCACGCACGCCGAUAAAUUCACACAAACCUCGUGGAGGAGGAGUUCUCCUCAAGUACUACAGCCUUCCAGCAGCCUUCCCAGUUCCACAGACCUCGCCCAGGGAAAACUAGUAAAAAUGCCACAUAUCGAGGCCCACAGUGAAUAUCCUACACAUGAUCUGCAUGAAAGUAGCAAUCAUCCGAAUCCAAAUGCUGCAAAUGUCUCUCUCCCAGAUAGCCUGAAUGAUGUAAACUCUUUAACAAGCCUACAGUUAAACAUAAAAGAUGAAAAUGCAUCAUAUUUGGACAAUUUGAAAAACAAAAACACUGAAAACCCUGGAGAGGUGAUGAGUAAUAAAGAAGGUACAUUGCCAUCUCGUUCCCGUUUUCAGACCUCUACACGAGCUGAUGCCAGAGAGGUGCAGACUGAACUACCUGUGAAAGGUCAGCCCUCGUUCACAAACCAGGCUUCUCGGCCAAAGACUUUAAGAAUCGCAAAGCCCCCAAAUGCUUUAGUGCCUCCUACAAUGGCCGUUCUCAUACGAUCUGCAAAUCAUUCCGCUGCUUCCAAGGAACGUGAGCUUCUACCACUAAGUAGUUCAACUCAGCUACAGCCAACAUCUGGUCAGGAUAACCUAAAGGGUAAACAGAGUCAGAAAGUGUCUAAACUUCGCCCACCAACUAUGUCCUUUGUUAGAGCUAAGCAAGUGAGCGGUCAGAAAUCCACACCACUAUCUCCAGAGCCUCAGAACACCUCUUUGAAGUCUAACAUCCCAAAGCCACUGGUACAGAGAAAGGAAAAUGUGCAAACGCACCCCACCAGUUUGCAUUCUGGGGACAGUGUGCCCUCCAGCCGGCAUUCCCGCCUCCCUAAACCAAAGACACACUGAGGACGUACCUACAUCUCACCCAACGAUGCCACACAACAAACCACUUCCUGUGUCGCGACUGCCUUCGAGCCUGCCAGACCCACAGCCUGCAAAUCCCGAGUCCACAUUCAAAACAGCAACUUCUUUUGAGGAUUUGCACACUCCACCCUGCGACGUUCUGAGGCUGAUGUUGUGAGCUGUGCAGUUUCUCUUGAGAGUGUUCUAUCUUCUCGUAAGUCUGUAAUAAAGAUUGUACUGCGGUCUUAGUAAUUAAGCAAAUGCUGAAGUCUGUGGUGACCACAAAUGCCAGAAUGCUGCACUACCUAUUUCAGGAUGGCAGAAGUUAUUUCUUACCUCUGUUUCUUUGAGUUAUUAGACAAUGAAAUUGCUGUUCUGUUUAACUUCUUGGUUCUGAGUACUCGUUAGGUCAGAGUGGUGGAAAGUUAGACUUACUAGCAGAUGUUUUAUUGGCCAUAAUUCUGACUCUGUAUUCCAGAGGCCUAUGCAAAAAUCCUUGUAUUUAUCAUUAUCUCAAGACUGACAUAUUUAAUGUUAUUUAAUCUGAUGGGUUGGGUGGGUUGUGUUGUUUUCGUUUUGCUGUAAUCUGAAGUUGCUCUGUUCUUUAUUUAUCCCAUUUUCACUGUUCACUGACAUUAAGCAGAUUUCACAGGGUGAAACAAGUCUUCUCGCUUAAACAUCAUCAUUUGUUAAAAGAUUGUGGUAUGUUUUUAUUGUGUUGAAUGGACACAUUACCGGGUAGAUUCUUAAAACGCAGUGCAAAGGAUACUUGUGCAAAACCUUCCAAUGCAGGCUCUUAUGAAUUGAUAAGUAGGGAGCCUCUGGGAAUAUGGGGUCCAUAACACCUAUGUUGAGGUUGCACAACAUGCAUUUUAAUUAAUAUUUUAAACUUUUAUUGUAUUACUUGUAUUUAUUGAGUUCUGUUUAAUAUCGAAAGGCUCUGAAGUACCUGACUUGAAAUUUUGCACAAACUUUGCCAUAUGUGUAAGAAUUUGAAACUAUUUUACAGAAUAAAACUUGUAUUAAAAAUGCAACUAUUUUUAAGAAAGGAAAAAAAAAAUUAAUUAACCCCACUUAUUUGCUUUGAGCAAUCCUAUUAUGUCCUAAUCCAGAGCUGGUACUCUUAAGAGUUUUUCAGAGAUGUGUAUUUUGGUUUUGGGUUUUUGUAAUUUUUUUUUUUUUUUUUUUUGUAAUUUCUGAAGAAGUGCAUGAUAACUGGGAAGGAGCUUUUUGGGGAAAUAAAGCAAAAAAAAAAAAAAUAAUUUUGUGCUCUUUAGGAGAAGUAUUUUUUCUGAAAGUAGUGUGGAAGUAUAUGCCCAUCAUGGUGCACUAUGGGACCAUGACAUGUCAUGGGAGUUAAACAUAUACAUAUCCAGUGAAGCUUUCCAGAAAUUUGAUGUUAUGUCCCAUCUACAAUUCUUCCCUUCUUUCCUAUGACUCUCUUUGAUGUUACUGGUUGGGUGGGGGGGUUUUUUUCCUGUCCUUUAACCAGGGGUAUCCUGAUGGAAACCUCAGUUUGGUGAAGGAAAAAAAACACUCAUCUGAGCUUUCAAUGCAUAGCUAAUAUUCAAGAAAGUUUUUGAAUUUGUCACACUAAUUUUUUUUUUAACUGACAAUGAAGUGGAAAAAUUAAAAGGCUGGGGGGAAAAUGGGGUAGGGGGGAAGUUCCAUUUCAGAACUACUUAUAUCAAUCUGAAAUAAGGGACCUGCAGGACCUUCUGGGAACUGUGACGAAGACAAUGUAAUCAAGACGUAAGGAGCGUAAUGUUAAUUGUUACGGUUGGUAUAGGAUCAAAAUAACUACAGUUUGAGAUUGCAGUAACAAUUAUUCUCCUGGAAUAAUUUAUUUCCUUGAAAAGCAUUGAACUGGAUGUCCUUUAGUGUAAGUAUUUGCUUCCAAUAAGAAAAUAAAACUGACUUAUAUUCCCCAAAACUAGCUCCUGGCAGCUAACUGUGUUUCUCAGGAGUUUAAAGACUGCUGAGGGAAUGAUCAGAUUCCUGGUUUGUUUUCUGGUCCAUGUAGAUUUCUAUGGAUGGAAGGUGUUUUUUUUAAGUUUACUUUUCUUGAAGACAACCCGAUUUUACUGUUACAUGUAUAUGAUUUUGUGUAAAAAUAUGAUUUUCAUUUAAUGGUAUUGACAGAGAUAUUUCAUCCUGAAUUCUUUUGCAUCUUAUUCUGGAGGUAUCGCCAGCUUGAUCUAGUGAUGUUAAAAUUUUUAUGUUUACAUUAAAAGUAUAGAUAUCUUAUCUAUCUGCACCUUUACUGAAAAUUAAGGAGAGUGUGAUCAAAGCAAAUUAAGCAAAGAAAAUUGAGAUGAUCAAGGUUUUCAUAAAAAAGGUAGUUCUUAAUUUUUCUUUCCAGAAGAAAAAGGUUAUAUUUAUACAAGGGUGGGGGUGUCUAUGUUAAAGGAACAUAAGUAGAUUAUAGUGGGUUUUUUAUAGCAUUUCCCCAUUUUGUUCUGACAGAUUAGUGAGAUGAUGAGCUGGAGACAGCAGGAUUUGCUCAUGGAUGAGACAGAUGCUAGCCUGACUUGUAUUUGUGUUCAGCUGCUAACCUCGCAUCCCUCUAAAGACAACUCCAUGUUUUGGCUCUUCAGACUUUCCCAGGGAAGGCUCUGUUGCAUGUAUAGUAAGUCCAGAGUAUGAGCAAAGCCUGUCAGGAGAUGGGCAGCUGGAAGAGUAGUGGUGAAGUGAAGUUUGGAGCUUCACUUGGGUUUGGGGGGUGAUGGGUGAGAGGGUGCUGAGUAGAGCUUCUCAGACGGGAUUAAGUGUUUUCAGGUAACGUAUCUACCUUAUGGAAGGUGCAGAUAUAUCAUCAGUACUGGUGCAGUUAUCCAAAAGGCAUAAAUUUAAGUGUUUGAUAUCUUCAGGGUUUUUUUUUUUUUUAGGUUUGUGAAACUGAUGUAUUGCCAUUUUUCUUUGUUUUUGAUUUCUCAUUCUUUUGUGCAAUAUUCACAAAAGUAUUAAACUACUGUUCAGUAUGUGUGUACAGAGGCAAUUACGCGUUUUAACAAGUGAAUAAACACAAAAGAAAAGAACAGAAUUGCACUUUAAAUGAGCUUUAUUGCUUGGAGUUGUGCCUAAAAUAAUCUAGAUGCCUCCUGCUGUGUGUGGCUUUUGUUUGAAACCAAUUUCCCCGGUAGUGUUGCUGUUUCCAAGGUAUUUUCACAUCACUUUCACAGAAUCGAUACGCACUCUAGCAUGUUAAAAAAUAUUCAUAUAGUGUACUGAGUUUUUGUUGUGCAAUGACUUUAAUUUAACCGUGGAAUUUUAACACUGAAGAUGCAGCCAGAUUAUUAUUACCUUCCCCUUCCUUGAAGCCAGCACUUCCUACUGCCAAUCAAAGGCCAUGGCUAAAAUUCCCCAGGACUAGCAUAGCUCUGAAAGAAUAACGGCCCCAGCCCAUGUUUUUGUUUGAGAAAAGAAGUGCAAUAUUAUCUCAGACUUUCUCUAAAUAAUCACAAAGGCCCUGAAAAUCCAAAACAACGCUGAAUUUCGAUACAGUUCCAAAAAAAGUGUAUUCCUCAACUUUACAUCUUGUAACAGUGAGACUGCACAUAGCAAGUAGACUGCAUCAUUGCUCAGUAAACUUCAUUUCAUCCUUGAUCUAAAUGCCAAUUUGUUGUAAUGAUGCUGGAAAGCUGAGUACCAUUUGCGUGAUUUCCUUUGUCUGCAUGUCACAACCAUAUGCACAUUCUAAAGUGUCAUACUUGGGUAGGUUGCAUGUUGGGGGGGAAGUGUUUCUGGUUUUGCACAGCACAUAAUCCUCUUAAUAUGGACGUUUUCUUGCUGUACAAAUGGAAAUCAGUUCUUGAAUUGGGCUUCCGUAGCUAUUCCUUAUCUCGUUACAGAGGCUUUUUCUGAGCAGAGUGGAUUUAAUACAUGAUCCUGGUGGUAGGUCUCAGUAUAGUCAUCUUACAAUGAUGCUAUCAAGGAAAAUCAGUCACUGUUGUGGUAAAGCUGCUCACUGCCUACUUAAUUGUAAAAGCACCACCGUAAAACAAAUAUAAUUCCAGUGUAACCAAAUCUUAAAUUCAAUAAUAGCUAAAACAAGAGGUACUCUUCCUAUCUGCUUUGUUUUUGGUUUUUUAACCCAGGCCAGAGUAAAUACUGUAUAUUGGAAUUUGCUUGUAAAGUUGAUUCGAAAACCUGUAUGUAAAAAUUCUUUCCUCAAUGUUGCUCUAGUGAAUAAAAAUAAAAGUCAUAAUUCUAAUAAGUA
Molecule: messenger RNA, 7435 nt
Organism: Pipra filicauda (Wire-tailed manakin)
Lineage: Eukaryota; Metazoa; Chordata; Aves; Passeriformes; Pipridae
Gene: CCSER2
Product: coiled-coil serine rich protein 2
Exons: 9
Coding region: 37-3219 (1060 amino acids)
Biological process (GO): microtubule bundle formation
Cellular component (GO): microtubule cytoskeleton
Molecular function (GO): microtubule binding
Source: RefSeq, a predicted model, not a curated record